This is a messenger RNA of Harpegnathos saltator (Jerdon's jumping ant), 2745 nucleotides long. RefSeq names its product Proline-rich Akt substrate 40 kDa (gene PRAS40). The coding region runs from base 1050 to 2336 and encodes 428 amino acids. Lineage: Eukaryota; Metazoa; Arthropoda; Insecta; Hymenoptera; Formicidae. Gene Ontology annotation, cellular component: cytoplasm. Gene Ontology annotation, biological process: negative regulation of TOR signaling; negative regulation of protein kinase activity; neurotrophin TRK receptor signaling pathway. The transcript is spliced from 8 exons. The record is from RefSeq and is a predicted model, not a curated record.
CAUUGUCACACGAGUCGCCAGUCGAUCAAUUGACUAGCGAGUGUGUUUUGCGUACCUACGAUCGUCGAGUGUAUCGUGUUCAUAAAUCGCGUUUAUUUUUAGUCGCUCGGAGCUACCGAAAUUUUCACAAACACUCGUCGCGUUGAGCCACCGUUUCUCCUUCCCGUUCCUCUCCCCCCUGCGCCGUUCAUUCGCUACAUGCGUAUCAACGAGAGAGGCCGGCGACGUGAGAUCGUGCGACAUUCACGCAAGCAUUCUGACGUGCGCUGGUUCCCCGGUUCUAUGUAAACACCGAAGUGAAAGCAAAUUAUCGGUACAACCGGAGCGGGGCAUGCUCUUUCUCGUCGGUCUCGUGCGUUUUAGUACCUCCGCCAAAAUCUUUGGGAUCUCUUCAUGAAUCGCCUAACAGACACACAAAUUGUCUAUUAGAUUGUCCAGACGGACAAAUUACUGAAGGUAACUCGCACCGUACAUCACAAAAGAGAGAGAGAGAGAGAGAGAGGGGGAAAGCGAGAAACAAGAAGAGUGAGAGAGAGAGAAUCUUUUGUCGCAUCGGCUUUCCUAUAUCGAUCUUCCGAGAAACAGCAGCUUUCGUGAGUUCUCACAGUCGUGCGGCAGCGGUUGUUCGUAUCGUUACUCGCUGUUUGUCACAUUUAGCGUUUUUGCUGCUUUUUUUUCAGUCGAUCAAGAACUCUCGAUUUAAAUCGACUUCAGAAGUGAGCAAGUGAAUGAGAGAAACGGGUAGAAAAAGAGAGAGAGAGAGAGAGAGAGAGAGAGAGAGAGAGAGAGAGAGAGAGAGCAGUGCACGACAGCAGCCAAUCUUUGUUUUAUCUGAUUAAGUUGUUAGCGGCGAGAUAUAUCGGCGCGAUCGACGACCUUUGUGAUCAAUUUACCUGAAAGAUCCGAGUGGGACGAAUUUGGAAGAAGGAAACGAAAGAGGCUGACCGACGUCGAGUGUUUUCCGAUUUCUGCGAGGAAACAACAAAAGUGGAGUUUGCGAGAGGUCAAAAGUUGUUGUUUGUUCACCGUCGGUACCGAUCGAUCCAAAGAUGCACAUCACUUGCAAAUGUUUGAAUGUGUCCAUCAGGUUCAGAGACAAUGAACUGCGGCCUAUCGACAUCGAUAAGUUCGAGCUGACGGAAUUGGAACGCGCAGACGACUUCUUUCGCGAAAAUCUGGCAAAUGUACUAGGAUUGGAGACUAUUACUAAAGAACAAUCUAGCUUGGUGGAAAUAAAAAAUGUUGGAUCAUGGAUUAUACAUCGUUGUUACAAUUGCUCAAUGUAUACUCAUGCUAUCCAUAGGGAAUAUGGUGCUGCUUUAGUCCUUAUUAAUAGCAAUAUUGUUUUAUCAUCUGAGGAAAUAAGUAAAUUAAAGUCCAAUCCAGAUUACAGCCCAGUAUUCAGAAUAGUAAUUGAUCACUACGUGGAAGACUUGGAUGACUAUCUACAACAGCCUAAUAAAUUUUCUGUAUCACAAUUACCUAAUACAGUUCAAGUGGCUCUAGGUGGAUUACAAAGGCAACUAGAGGAAGCUGUGCAACGUCAAACGGCGGUGAUAGAAGACAAAAUACGUGCAUUUACUGCGGAACAGUAUCAAUUGUUGGAACAAUUUCGUGAAAGAGCACACAACGAACAUAGGCUAUUAUCAAAACUAAUGUGUAAAGGGGAAGAGACAAAUAGAGUAACCAAUAAUAUAGAAACUCCGCCAACAACUCCUGACAGCUUUAAGAAUACUCUGACUACCUCUGCAGCUAAUAUGGUGGAUGGUCCAAGGUCCACUGUAGCAUUAGAUGAUACAAAAGUUUUCGCUGGUUCGAAUGUUAAACACGAGGCAGCUUCUAAGCAUUCUUCUAAUUCCGCUAAUCUGCCCAGUGACUCAUUAGAUCCGAAUAAUAUUCGAGCUUCAAUUAAAGCCUUAGCUAAGAUCGUCCACGGUGAUACAAUAUUUGGAGACUUACCACGUCCCAGAUCAGUUAGCUUUGAUACGGAAACAAUGUUUACCCUCGAUGGAGUAGAAGAUACAGAUACCCCUAAUAUAGUACAAUCUUCAGAAGAAGAAUCUGACACUGAUGAUUCGGGCCAAGACGAAGGGAUUCAUAUGCCAAAAGGUCAACGAGAUGGUCAUUCCACUUUGGCUAAAUCGCUACCAGUCACUGUACCCGCUUUUCCUUCUAUGAUUCGUCAUAGAGCACAAGAUCAAGAUGACGAUCAGCUGCCCAGUGACCCAUUAGAUCCGAAUAAUAUUCGAGCUUCAAUUAAAGCCUUAGCUAAGAGCGUCCACGGUGAUACAAUAUUUGGAGACUUACCACGUCCCAGAUUUUCUACACAGAUCUGACUUGUUAAGUACGAGCUAAGAAAAUCCACUCGGCAUGUCCUAGUGCUUUUGAUACAAUAUAUCAUAAUCUCUAUCACAUCCGUCAUUUGUCUUUCAAACAAAAGUUGCAAAAGAUUUAUGUAUACAGACUUAAAAUAAACAUGGUCAGUUCUGCAAAAGUACAGGACUCUGUGCAUAUUUUGUAGAAACUUGAGAGUAUGCCUUAAUUCAAGGUAUUUCAGCACUAUCUAGAUUUACUAAACAAUAUAAACACUUUAUAAAAAGAAAACAAAAAAGACUUUAUAUGUUAUUUAAACUGAAAACUACAUUUGCAGAUGUAAAAAAAAAAGAUUGUUAAAAAUGGGAAAACAGACGUUAAAUAGUUACAGUACAGCCUAAAUACGUCUGCAGAAUCUAAAUAUAUCUAGUA